CCUUUCACCUCUCCUGGGCAUGGUCCAACUGUUCUGUCCUCUCCAGAUAUCGAACGUUGAAACAUGGCAAGCAGCAGUUGUGAAGAGAAGCUUCACUUUAUGCAAUGCUGUACAUGCCUGAAUCAGUUCACACAGGACAGAGCGCCACAGCUUCUCCCCUGUCUUCACGCCAUUUGCUCACAGUGCCUGGAUAAGGCGGUGAAAGGAAUAACCUGCCCACAGUGCCCAGAUUCACUGCCAACUGUUCCAGCGUCCGUUCAGCUGGACUUGGUGCGAUGGAAUGAGCUGGUGCUUUCAAACAUCAAGGAGAAGAAUCCUGCUGCCUUGCUGUGCUCCAACAAAGCAGACGGUGAACCAGCCACACAUUACUGCCAGGAAUGCGUCUGUCUCCUGUGCAGCAAUUGCUUUGAUGUCCACCAGCAGUUGGCAAUGACGAAGAAACACAGUACUUGUUUGUUGAACAGUAUUGCCAAAAGUGAUUUUGCGAAGACACUCACGUGCCCCGAUCAUCCUGACACUUUGUUGCGCUAUAGCAUUGAAAAGAAGAGUAUGGCGUGUCAUCAAUGCACGAUAAUUGACAAUGAAUGCAUGGAAGGUGCAGACGCAGGUGUAAAGGGAUCCAAAAGCGAGGAAGCAUUGGUUAAAUCAUUGGUUGCCCUCAAGUCUAACUUAACAAAUGUAGAAGACUCUUUGACUGCAUUGGAAAGUCAAAACCAAAGUAUUGAAGAAUCAAAAACAGUUUUGACAAAACAGGUACACUCGUGCUUCGAUUCCCUUCAAGAGCAUAUUGAAUCCAGACGGAACAGACUGCUGAGUAAGAUCACAAACGAAUUCGAAAGUAUGACAUCAUACAAUUCCGAUCGCUCUGCCCGGUUAGACUCUGUUUCUAGAAGGUGGAGAACCACAGUGGAUUACUGUGAACGAGUUCUGACCUUCAGUCUGCAGUCUCACGUGACUGGAUCCCGAGACGUGAUCACCAGAAAGCUGGAGAGUGAACUCAAAGUGGCUCCUGCCGAUAUCAAGACGCGCUCCUGUGACGACAUAUUCGUGGACCUUUCUCCAGAGGUUCUGCACUAUGUGGAGACGAAAAUACACAGCAUUGGAAGCAUUUUCCCGAAGUUCAAACACAUCGUUUGCAUUUUUACCAAAGCGCCAAGGGUAGGAAGCUACGAGACAUUCGCGACACUGCGUUUUGAAACGCAAACACAACGUGCAGAAUCAGACGAUGGCUCAAGGAACGUCCGAUCGCAAUCCAUGUCUAGCAAUAACGUGCAUGCAUCGGGAGGGUCAAACACGCUACAGUAUGCAGGUGAAGCCUCCUUGGUGUCCAUUGCUGAUAUCACUGCGAAUGUGUCAGGAGAGACGAACAAGUUGCAGUGCUGCCACGUUCAUAAAAUAUCUGGGUGUGAGGAAGUAACGUAUGGAAUUACGGCACGAGUCUUGCUGUCAGGGAAGCACACGUUGACUGCGGAAGUAAAGUGUUUAGGAUUUGCUGAAUCCGUGCAUCUGCAAGCCAGCUAUGCAGCUACAUCAGAAGAUGGAGAAUUAUUGCUGUGUAGACUGAUGACAGCUCAAUUGCCGAAGAAAACUAGGAUCAAACAACUUUCUUGGACUUUUGACAAGGAAACCAUCAACACAAAGUUCGUUUGUUUGCAUGAAGAUGGAACUCUGACGAACAAACUGCCAGGAUAUUGGACAAAGCUGACACGUCCCAAAUCUGCAAGUCUAUCAGAUAAAUCUGCUCGAAGCUUCAACAACUUCACUGGAGCUGUGACCAGCAGACGACUUCCCCACUCUGGGAUAGUCUACUGGGAGGUGGAGUCCUCCUGGACGAAGAUGGAUGAGGAUGUGGACUCGGUUGGCGCCAUACAGCUUGCCAUAGUUGAUCCCAAUCAAGUGAACAGUAGCGUCGAGCUGCUUGGGAAGGCCAGUUGGGGUCUCUCUCUAUACCACUCCAAAAUGCAUGAUGGCAUGUGCUUUGUUCCUUCCAGUGCCAAAGCCGGAAACAUCAAAGAACUGCACGAUGCACUGACCUGUAGACUGGCAUUCCUCCUGAACAUGGAUCUCAGGAAGAUGUACAUCCUAGACGUGAAGACAGACAAAGUGGUCGCCUUCUUUGACGAGAUUGACACCAUCAUUCCGCUCUGUUUUGCGGCUGGGCUCUACAAUGGUUGUGCGAUUGAGUCAUCAGUUAGGAUCAUCAGUGGUUGGAAUCUGCAUCCGAAGAUGUCAACAAUGAAGCUGGUUUUAAAGCUAUUGGACAAAAUGUCAAUGAAUUAGGCCCAAUCCACUUAAAAAUAUCUCUUUCAAAACUGCGGAGUUGGUUGUAGCUCGGUGAAAGGAGGGCCAUCUGCAUUGCCGCAGACUGAACAAAAUGUCAAUGACUUAGGCUUAAUCCACGUAAAAAAUAUCUCUUUUAAAACUUUGGAGUAUAUGGUGGCUCUCAUAGGAUGGUCACCUGCUAUGUUGAAGACUGUAGCACUGAUCGCCCUGAUAUGAAUGUUUCCCCUACCAACUGAUGAUGACAUUCAUCGAUGUUCUAGGUCACAAUUUUACAUUUGUAUUUAUAUAAUGUAUUAAGUAAUAAACAUCCAUAAUUCAAUUCAGUGAAAAGUGUAAAUAGUGUCCUGCAUACAACUACAUUUGUAUUUGAUAAAAUUAAAAGUCUGUAGUAACGACACCACUAAAGCACAUUGGUUUAUUAAUCACUGGCUGUCAAAACAUUUGGUAAUUCUGACGUAGUUUUAGA
Messenger RNA from Gigantopelta aegis, 2749 nucleotides. RefSeq lists its product as uncharacterized. NCBI's taxonomy places the organism in Eukaryota, Metazoa, Mollusca, Gastropoda, Neomphalida, Peltospiridae. Bases 64 to 2280 code for a protein of 738 amino acids. Gene Ontology annotation, molecular function: ubiquitin-protein transferase activity; zinc ion binding. The transcript has 4 exons. The record is from RefSeq and is a predicted model, not a curated record. Gene Ontology annotation, biological process: positive regulation of DNA-templated transcription. Gene Ontology annotation, cellular component: nucleoplasm; chromatin.